Molecule: messenger RNA, 687 nt
Organism: Hibiscus syriacus
Lineage: Eukaryota; Viridiplantae; Streptophyta; Magnoliopsida; Malvales; Malvaceae
Exons: 2
Coding region: 1-687 (228 amino acids)
Molecular function (GO): catalytic activity
Source: RefSeq, a predicted model, not a curated record
AUGGUUAAUAUAUUAAUGUGGAAUUGCCAAGGGGCAGCAAAACCGUUAUUUCGGAGAAUUCUCAAGGAAAUGAUUCACAAGCACAAACAGCAAGCAAUUGCUAUCCUGGAGACUAGGAUAAGUGGUGAACAGGCCGACAAAACCAUUAACAAUCUUGGGUUCGAAAACUCGUUUAGAGUCGAAGCGCAAGGUUUUAGCGGCGGAAUAUGGAUUCGCUGGAAAGAAGAUACAGAAGUAGAAAUCUUUAGAGUGUCGAAUCAGUUUAUUCAUGGUAACAAGGACGCUUGGGUCCUAGGAGGAGAUUUCAACAGGAUACUGAGGAUUAAUAAAUCUUUUGAGGACUUCGUGUUUGAUGCCGGAGUUCAAGACGUUAAUUUCAUAUGUCCCGAAUUCACUUGGAGUAGAGGCAAUUUGUACCAGAGAUUAGACAGAUUUCUAAUCAACGAAGGUUGGAGCAAACUCUACCCAGAUUCUGUAACCAUCUACCUUGAUAAAAUCGGAUCGGAUCAUCGCCCAAUUUAUCUCCAAACGAAAACCCAAAUGACAGAAAACAAAGACAGACCAUUCCGAUUCUUGGCAGCAUGGUUAGAACAUCCUCAAUUCACGGAAUUCCUAGCUGAAAACUGGGAUAAUAACAACGACUUACUCAUGAACGUGGAGAUUUUCAAGAAGAAAUUAGAGGAUUGA